UGCGACACCCCUCACUGAUGUGCCUCCAGCGAGACGUAAAGUGCGGGGAAGACUGAAUAACUGACGCAACAUGCCUCGGGUGAAUUCGACCAGGACCACAUCAACUGCCGGGUCCUGGUUCAUUGGCGAUCUUUCAAGAAACAUUGAAAAGCCACAGGCGGCCUCGAGAAUAAGACGAUUGCCUUGGUGUAGGCUACAGAUUUGUUUUACCUCAUCCCUUUCAACUUAGACUCUUCCACCAAAGCUCUUGUGAGCACUAGUAUCCUACCCACGAUGACUGACGCCCCGCAAACCGUCGAAUGGCAGGGUAAGCAGGUCCCUGUCUGGUCCAUGAGGACCAUUGACUACGGCCUGCUGCUCUCACAAGACCCGGCCGAAGUCGAAAAGGUGACCAAGGCGUGUCUGGAGGACGGCUACUUCCAACUCAACCUCGACGGCAUCGACGGCCGUGGAAUGCUCGAGGACCGCCAGGAGGUUCUGAAACUCAUGCACCGCUUUUUCGAGGCCCCGAUCGAGGCCAAGAACGAAUAUGGCCUGAUCGAUUCCCACCUCGGCUACGAGCCAGUUGGCAGCCGAACGGGCGCCUUCGGGCCGGGUUCCAAGGACGGAUACGAGAUGCUCAAGGUGUCGCGGGAUGAGAUCCAGCAAGGCAGCCCUCGGGUCCCGUCGCCGAUCAAGAGCAGCGGUGAGCUCCACAUUCUGGAGCGGGGCAUUGGUAGUUGCAACAUCGUCACCAAGGUCCUUCUCUCCGCUCUCUCUACCGGCAUGGGCCUGACCGGAGCUGAGCGCUUCGAGAACUCGCACCGCAACGACCGCCCGUCAACCACCACACUGUCCAUGAUGCAUUACCUCCCGGCUGAGGAGACGGGCCAAAACAAGAUCGGACACCAAAAGCAUACCGACAUUAGCUCCUUGACGCUGCUUUUCAGCGACCAGUGGGGCCUUCAAAUCCGUCCUCCUGGAGAGUGCGGCGCGCAGGAGAUGGGCUUCGUCGCCCCGCAACCCGGAUGCGCCUUUGUCCACGUCGGAGACUCGCUGCGCUUUGCGAGCGGCAUGAAGUUCCAAUCGUGCAUCCACCGUGUCGUGCCCUUCAACCCAACCGAACACCGGUACUCCAUCGCCUAUUUCCUUCGCGCCGAGGACGACACCAUGUUCCAGGACAGUGAGGGGCGGUAUGUGACGGCCAAGGAGUGGCACGACGAGAAGUUCAAGGCCUUUACCGACCCGCCGGUGUGGCAGGCCAUGGCACCCAAGUCCAUGAUCUUGGGGGGUAUGAAGGAGGACGGGGCCGACGACCGGGAGCCGGUGUCGGCUUUCGUGCCGGAAAUCGUCCAGCAGACCGCUGUUCAGGGAUAAAUCUUUCCUUCAGCUGGUUUGUCAAGAGCGAGCAUUCAAAUGGGCCGCCAAACCUGACCGAGUUUCGUGUAUGCAAUUCCAAUAUCUAUGUAAAUGAGAUUGAUGCCGCGUAGUUUCAACGUACCUUACUUACCAACUCAACUAUACAAGUACCCCC
This is a messenger RNA of Chaetomium fimeti, 1513 nucleotides long. RefSeq lists its product as uncharacterized. The coding region runs from base 274 to 1356 and encodes 360 amino acids. The transcript has a single exon. Gene Ontology annotation, molecular function: 2-oxoglutarate-dependent dioxygenase activity. The record is from RefSeq and is a predicted model, not a curated record. NCBI's taxonomy places the organism in Eukaryota, Fungi, Ascomycota, Sordariomycetes, Sordariales, Chaetomiaceae.